Cavia porcellus (domestic guinea pig) is the source of this 5702-nucleotide messenger RNA. RefSeq names its product phosphoinositide-3-kinase regulatory subunit 3 (gene Pik3r3). Gene Ontology annotation, molecular function: 1-phosphatidylinositol-3-kinase regulator activity. Lineage: Eukaryota; Metazoa; Chordata; Mammalia; Rodentia; Caviidae. Gene Ontology annotation, cellular component: phosphatidylinositol 3-kinase complex. Gene Ontology annotation, biological process: insulin receptor signaling pathway; phosphatidylinositol phosphate biosynthetic process. Bases 718 to 2103 code for a protein of 461 amino acids. The record is from RefSeq and is a predicted model, not a curated record. The transcript has 10 exons.
GGCGCCGUUAAAAUGAAACUCUAGUGGCUGGAGUCAGGGCAGAGUAUGAGGAGAUUCAGCGUCGCCGGUGUUGUUCACACCGGUCGGGAGCGCCCGGCCGAGCCGGAGUGACUGGACUUCGCGACGGCCGCCGACCCUGAGGCUGCGGCAGCUUUGGUUCCGAGUCGUCUGGAACGGAGCCUGGGUCUCGGUCCCUGCGGGAAACGCUCUUCAGACCAGUGGGACCCCGAAACUUGAGCGCAGACCCCAACCCUUUUUUUUUCUAUGCCUUUGUCACAUCCCCAGCUUUCUCCAAAGCGUUUGCCUCCCUUUUAGUUUUCCCCCCUUCGAAGGACACAAAAGUGGCUUCCUCAGAAAGAUUUAGAGACGGCGGAGCUUUUCUUUUUCUCGUUGGAGAGAGGUUGUGUGAAAGGAUUUCGGGAAACCGCUUUUUAAUAUUACUGUUCUCCGGCCCCCAAGCGAGUCUAACCUUCUGAGGAGAAAAACUCCUACAGCUUGAAAGUUCGGGUGGCAUUUUGCUGGGUAUUGUAGGAGAGAAGGGAGGACCGUAUUCUCUUCUUGGUCCUGGUAGUUGGCUGGAUUUGGACCAGCCGUUAGAAACCCCGAAGUACGUUUCCUUGUGGAACUUUUACACAUAUAUUUUUCAGAUUUUAAAAUAUUAGACAAAAAAAUAUAUGCCUUCUAUGUAUUACCUGACGACCUGCCCCUGACAGCGCGAUGUACAAUACGGUGUGGAGUAUGGACCGCGAUGACGCAGACUGGAGGGAGGUGAUGAUGCCUUAUUCAACAGAACUGAUAUUUUAUAUUGAAAUGGAUCCUCCAGCUCUUCCACCAAAGCCACCUAAGCCAAUGAUUUCAGGAACUACAAAUGGAGUGAAGGACAGUUCUAUUCCUCUUCAGGAUGCAGAAUGGUACUGGGGGGAUAUUUCCAGGGAGGAAGUAAAUGACAAAUUACGGGACAUGCCAGAUGGUACCUUUUUGGUCCGUGAUGCCUCAACAAAAAUGCAGGGAGAUUAUACUCUGACUUUGAGGAAGGGAGGCAAUAAUAAGUUAAUAAAGAUCUAUCAUCGGGAUGGUAAAUAUGGCUUUUCUGAUCCUCUGACCUUUAAUUCUGUGGUGGAGCUCAUUAAUCACUACCAUCAUGAAUCUCUUGCUCAGUACAACCCCAAGCUUGACGUGAAGCUGAUGUACCCAGUGUCCAGGUACCAACAGGAUCAGUUGGUGAAAGAAGAUAAUAUUGAUGCAGUAGGUAAAAAACUACAAGAAUACCACUCUCAGUAUCAGGAAAAGAGCAAAGAAUAUGAUAGGCUAUAUGAAGAAUAUACCAGAACAUCCCAGGAAAUACAGAUGAAUAGAACUGCAAUUGAGGCUUUUAAUGAAACAAUUAAAAUAUUUGAGGAACAAUGUCACACACAAGAACAACACAGCAAAGAAUAUAUUGAGCGAUUUCGCAAAGAAGGGAAUGAAAAGGAGAUUGAACGAAUUAUGAUGAAUUAUGAUAAGUUGAAAUCACGUCUUGGUGAAAUUCAUGAUAGCAAAAUGCGACUAGAGCAGGAUUUGAAGAAACAAGCUUUGGACAACCGAGAAAUAGAUAAAAAAAUGAAUAGUAUCAAACCUGAUUUGAUCCAACUGCGCAAGAUCCGAGAUCAGCAUCUUGUAUGGCUCAAUCACAAGGGAGUGAGACAGAAGCGCCUAAAUGCAUGGCUUGGAAUCAAGAAUGAGGAUGCUGAUGAGGCCUAUUUUAUCAGUGAAGAAGAUGAAAACCUGCCACAUUAUGAUGAGAAAACCUGGUUUGUUGAGGACAUCAAUCGUGUGCAAGCAGAGGACUUGCUUUACGGAAAACCUGAUGGAGCGUUCUUAAUUCGGGAGAGCAGCAAGAAAGGAUGCUAUGCCUGUUCUGUGGUUGCCGAUGGGGAAGUGAAGCACUGUGUGAUCUACAGCACUGCUCGGGGAUAUGGCUUCGCAGAGCCCUACAACCUGUACAGCUCGUUGAAGGAGCUGGUGCUCCAUUACCAGCAGACAUCCCUGGUCCAGCACAACGACUCCCUCAACGUCAGGCUUGCCUACCCUGUCCACGCACAGAUGCCCUCGCUGUGCAGAUAGAGGGGGAAUGCACUAGCAUUUUUCUAGUUUUUAUUAGACUAUGAUGAGGGCAUUCUUUCUACAUGGACUGCUUGUUUUGCACAAGAAGUGAUUUUGUGAAUGUGAAGUGGAGAGGCCAAGCAGAAGCCGGCCAGGGUGGGGAAAUAAGGGGCUUGGGGUCUCUAGGACUCAGCAGUGCCAGGGCACUGAAAUACUAAGGUAGAAGCAGAUGCUGUUUUUUUGGAAAGUCUGUUUCUAUUUCAUUGAAGGUUUUGUUUCUGUUUAGCCAAGUACCCUCACCAGAACAUACUGGGUUUGUGGGUAGAGAGUGGGAUUUGAAAGUCUCUGAAGAUAGAGAUUUUCUUUUGGUCCUCAACUGGGUUGGGAGGAGUUGUUUUACUCUGGUUGUCACUGUUUCUCCCAAAACAAGUUUGUCUAUGAUAGAAUGUAAUUUGAUAAGAAAGAAAGAAAGAAAGAAAGAAAGAAAGAAAGAAAGAAAGCAAGCAAGCAAGCAAUCAACUAAAAGAAAACAUGGAGACUUAAGAUUUCAUGACCAAACAAAAAAAAAGUCUAAGUCAACAGGGUAAGACCAACAAAACAAAACAAAACAAAAACCAGACUUGUCUUACAAACAUUAAAUUAAUAAUUUAGGCUUUACCAUCUCAUUAUCUCCCCCUCUCUAAAGAACGAUAUUCAGAAACCAACAAAGCAAUGUUAGUUGCCAGAUCAAGUUCUAAACAGAGACGAUGGCACUAGUAGCUGAAUGAGGCUUCUGUACCAAAACUUGAAAAUAAGAGAAUGAGAAAUGUGAGUUUUAGCAAACACUAAAUCUGUCAGUACAUUUUCUUUUGUCCCACCUUGUAUCUCUGAGAUGAGGAAUAGCAUUCUUUUCGUGCAAAUAGUGAAGUUUGAAUCAUAAAAUGAAGUUGGUGCUUGUGUGGUGUUCCUUUAGCUUAAAGAAUGAUGUUUGAAACCUUUGUGACUUGUUUUUAUGAGUAAAGAAAAAGUGCAAUCCAGUGCUUUUAGAUGGCUUGAUAUACCAAAUACAGAACAGCAUUCUUGUAUGUGCUUCCCCAUGUUUAAAGAUCCUUCAAGAGGCCAAUUUUGUGGUGCAUGCCUAUAAUGCCAGCACUUGGGAGGCUGAGGCAGGAAAAUAACUGCCAGCCUUGGCUACAUGGUGAGUUUAAGGUCUGUCUGAACUGCAAAUAGCGAGACCUGUCUCUGAAAUAAGAAAGGCCCUGCAAGAACCAGAUGGCUUAAGUUACACGGUUUAAUUUCCCUUUUAUUUUUGGUAGAGUUUGGGAGCUAUAGGUGGCUAAGGAAAAGGAAUCAGAUUGUGUCUGAGACCUAGUAAAUCACAGACCUAGAACCCUAGUGUCCAGGAUAGUCAUGCCAUAUUACACAUACAGUAGUUUCUGAAGCUUUUGCAGGAAGGAGAGAAACUGGCUUUGAGUUUAGACUGUUAGUAGAAGCCAUCUAGAAGCUUUUGUUAUUGCUUUUUUGUUACCUUGCCAUUAAGGCAGUGUGCAGAGUCUGCUCUCAUGCUCAGGUGGUUGUGAUUUUAGGCCAGGAAUUGUCUGCUUCCUGUGGUUAACUUUUUUAGGUGAAUGAAGGUAGCCUAGCAGAGUGGAGGGCAGGCAUCUACUCUGUAUUCCUGUAUGUCCCACAGUCACUUGACAGAGUCCAGCUGCCCCAGAGCCAGUCCUGGAACCACAAUGGGCUUUGGUGUGAGUUAUGUGUUUGAGCCAGGGCUGUGCAGCUUGCCAUCCAGGCUGAGCUAUAGGAAUAGCCAGUAACCAUGACUUGGUCUAUAAGGCUAGCUAGGAAAGCUGGUUGGGGGCUAAAAGAAAAAGAUUACUUUAUCUGAGCACUUAUCUGAGUGACAGUAUCUAGAAUGAGCAAUGAUAAAUUAAAAUUUUUGGAAAAAUGUCCAGUUUCUAUCAAUGAAGAAAGGAAAGAAAGGGUAUAUCUUUGGCUUUUCCUUGUUUACAUUGGAGUCUCAGGACUAAGAUCAAGACGAAUGAACCCCCUCCAAAAUAAUUGUUCUGACUUAAAAGCCCUUAACUGACAGCCAGCACAAGCUUUCCCCAAACCACUGAAUUGAAAUCUUGCUGAAAGUUUCACUGCAGAAUGCCAGUCUAAUGGCUGCUGGCCAUACCUAAGUGGUUUGUACUUGAUGUUGAACUUUCUUAAUAACCAGUAGUGAGGGUGCACAGAACCCCUCCUAUAUGGUUCUAGUGUGUUCUGAAUGUCCUAAACCAAAAUAGGAUGGGGUACAUCCCUGCAGCGUUGAUGACUAUGUGUGUCUGUACCUUGUUGGACAGAUAUGGAAGGUGUGCAGGAAGUACAAGUAACCACAGAAUGUCUAUACUUGUGCUGAGUUGUGGAGAAGGGGUGCAGUUUGUUACAUUCCUUUUUACCCCCUUUUCAUUCUUGAAUUUAUUGCUUUGUAGGAUCUAAGACCCAAGAUGAUUCGAGAAAUCGGAAUGUAUCCUUUCUAACCAGUUGUCACAUGAUCUGCUUGAUCCUGAGCCAGUGGAAAUGACCAACUACUGGGCUCCAAGUGUGUUGGGGGCAGGAUGCUGCUCCUUUGUCCUAUGGCUUGGGAGCAAGUUUUGGCUUUCUUCCUGAGUUUGACUCUACCUCCUAUCCUAUGAUGUGGGCCCUGAGAAUUUCUCUCUUGGUAUCUUAACUGCAGUUUCACUGUGACAGGUAGAGACAUAGAUCAAGACCAGAGGUGCUCAUCAUUCUCCUGGCCACAGAAGCCAGCCAUCAACCUAAAAGCAGCACGGGGAUGGCUAGAUACAGGUCCUGGGUUCCUCUUUUCCAGGUGGAGCUUUCAUCACAGAACAAUGCUGUGUGUAUUCUUGGCCACAGGUACCAAAAAUUUGCAGUGGCUCAGUAGGUUGCCUGUGUCCGUAUCACUGACGUGGCCAAGGAUGAAGACUUCUAACAUUGCCACUCCCUGUCCAAGACCUUAUGGGAUUUCCCAUUUACUUUAAACCUCAGACACUCUGAAGAAGCUUUACAAGUCAGUUAGGUGUCUUCCAUGUUUCCUCUUCUUGCUGCAAGGAGCCAAUCCCAUGCAUUCUGUUGAGCCAGGAAUUGCUUAUGGGCAGGUCCUGGCUUCCAAGUUGAUCUGUGUUACCAGUUAAGACUCCAGAGCAGGCUUUAGAAACAAGAGGGUCAAAGAGGACCUGUGUAGGCCCCUUGCUACCAACUGCUUACCUUGCUUUAUCUCCAGCUACUUGUGACAGAUAACAUUGUUUCCUUACAAAUUGCAGCAUGUGACUUUGGUGCCCUGUUGUUACUUGUGAAAAAUCUGUUCUGUUGUCCUUGUGUAGUCCAAGAAGAUUCAUGUAGUUACAUAAAAAUAUUACUCACAAGGAAGCCAACUGUAUGUCUUGUGUUGGGACAAUUCAUAAUGUAGUUCCUAGACCAUUUGCAAAUUGUUUUGUGUCACCAGAUGUGUUCAGACAUUGCUGUGCAGUUGUGGGGGAGGGAGGGGGGAAGGUAAGUGGUGAUACUGUACUGGUUGGGCAUUUUGUUUUUUACCUUCCCCAAGAGGGGAGUCUGGCCAACUUGCUCCAUUAAUGCAAUAAAGACAUUGUAAUAAAGCA